AUGUAUCAGGUUUUUUUUUUUUUUCUCUCCCUAUUUGUGAUUGGCUUUAUUGGGAACAUUGUCCUCCUGGUGUUACUCUUCAACACAUUCUUCUUUCAGCCCCAUGGAAAAAAGCCAAUCUAUUUGAUCGUCAUCCAUUUAACACUAGCUAAUAUUUUGACAAUUACUUUGACUGGAAUUCCAGAAAUUAUAUAUUUCUUUGGAAUUAGAAAUAUCAUGGGAGACAUUAGUUGUAAGAUAGUGAUAUACUUCCACCGAGUCUGCCGGGGUCUUUCCCUCUGUUGCACAUCUUUCAUGAGUCUGUUCCAAGCUGUCAAAAUUGCUCCCAGCAACUCCAGAUGGGCAUGGCUCAAACCCAGAAUAUCCUCAUUCAUUUUCCCUGCAUUCACUUUGUUCUGGAUUGCAAACUUGCUCAUCUACUUCCGGGUCAUAUUAAGUGUCGGGGCCCCUUACAAUACCACUAACCUCGAACAGGUCUAUAAUCUCAAGUACUGUAUGGGAGCAGAUCCUGACAAGUUACAGAGAAUGGGAAUUCAGUUGGGAAUGGCCAUUCGUGAUUUCCUAUGUAUGUUUCUCAUGAUCUGGACCAGUAUGUACAUGGUCAAGCUCCUCUUCAUGCACCAAAAGACUGUGCAGCAUGUCCAUAGUGCCAGCCUCAGCCCUCGACCUUCACAUGAAACCAAGGCCACCCACACAAUCGUGGCCCUUGUGAGCUGCUUUGUGUUUCUUAACUGCACCAGCUGCUGCCUUAACAUUUACCUAAGUCAAGUCCACCAUAUACAGGGGUUAGAGAACAUCACAUCUUAUGUAAGCUCUUUUUAUCCAGCCAUGUAUGCUUGCUUGAUGAUUAGAAACAAAGUCAGAGGGGCCAGGUGGUGA
Messenger RNA from Erinaceus europaeus (western European hedgehog), 879 nucleotides. Its product is annotated as vomeronasal type-1 receptor 1-like. The transcript has 2 exons. Lineage: Eukaryota; Metazoa; Chordata; Mammalia; Eulipotyphla; Erinaceidae. Gene Ontology annotation, molecular function: pheromone receptor activity. Gene Ontology annotation, cellular component: membrane. Gene Ontology annotation, biological process: G protein-coupled receptor signaling pathway. The record is from RefSeq and is a predicted model, not a curated record. The coding region runs from base 1 to 879 and encodes 292 amino acids.